Messenger RNA from Panicum hallii, 2398 nucleotides. RefSeq lists its product as uncharacterized. NCBI's taxonomy places the organism in Eukaryota, Viridiplantae, Streptophyta, Magnoliopsida, Poales, Poaceae. The transcript has a single exon. The record is from RefSeq and is a predicted model, not a curated record. The coding region runs from base 1038 to 1913 and encodes 291 amino acids.
UUCUUUCUUCAAGGAUGUCCAUUUUCAGUUACUGGAGACCUUUCCCAUGUGAAAUAUGCAUCUUUGUUAUAAAUAUAAAACUAUUAUUGACUAUUCUCUAUGAUUAUAAAAUUAUUAUUUAUUUAUUAGGUUUUCUUAAAAAGCACUAUGCUAGUUGGCUUAAAAGAACGGGUACAAAAUAGAACUUUCAAGGCGAUGGUGUUUUGAUAAUUUAGAAUAUAACAAAUUGAUUGAAUUUUCUAGACGAGUGGUAUUUUGAUCAUUUUAGAAUUAAACAGAUUGAUUCCUUAGUUUUCAUGGCUUGUCAAUGGUGACCGGUAAAUGAAACGGAAUUUAGGUACCUUGUUGCAACGACUUAAUAAUACAUUAAAAUGCAAUGUCUUAUUUAGGUACCUUGUUGCAACGACUUAAUAAUACAUUAAAAUGCAAUGUAAGACAGUACAACCUUAUAAAUGAAAAGUGAGUACCUUAUUGCAACGACUUAACUAUACAUUAAAAGGCAACAACACAACCUAAAUAUCAUAUAGUCGUUAUUAUUGGCGAGUGCAGAAACUACAGGAAAUGCGUGAUUUGUGUAUCUCGUAGGAGGUUAGCAUCUCAAUUAAGUACUUUGACAUCUUCAAGCCAUCUCCUCGCAUCCCUUUUAAUAGUACGGUGUUUCCUAUACUCAAAUUUAAAAUAUAAAAUAAAUAAAGAUUUUCUUUUGAGCUCCAUUACCGUCUAUCAGGUAAAUUAGCAUCUUUUCACGUAAAUAUUUUAUUUUAUUAAAUUUUAACCUAUCCAUAGCUCGAUAAACAUAUUAGCUCCUUAAUUGUGCAUGCAGAUCUUCCCUUCCCCAUCACUGCGCGGUGAAUUGUCAGCAGAGAUUCCGUCGGCCUUAAUCUGAGAAACAAGUUUGGGUUGGUGCGUUCGUCGCCUCGAGUGCCUUGCUCACGUUGAGAUCCCGUAAUUCCCACUCACCCUUGGAUCGGCUUGCGGUGCUGUCAAUCACGGCGCCCCCAAAACCUUUGGUUCAUACGGCGUUCAUCCUAGACGCCAUGGAGGCAUCGAGUCAGCGGGACGAGGCACAUUGGGAUCAGGUGCUCUCGAGUUUGGAUCUGCUAUUUGCUCGUGUGAGUGCGAUUGGUGUCUCUCAGAAGGAACUCAAGGCCCAGUUGGAGCAGACUACUACAACGGUGGAUCAUUACGGCAAGGAACAGCAGCUCGUCGCCAAGCGAGUUGAGGCAACAGGGCAGACGGUGGCUCGUCUGACUAUGGACAUGAUGACUGACAGUGACUCGGAAACCAAUUCGGUGCGGACCAUGGGGGGUGGUAGCCACCAGAGUGCCAGGCCAGUUCAGACGGGGGAUGGUUCUGCUCGCCGGCCGGAUCCAGGGGUGCCGCGUCCUGCGAGGGAGUCCACUCAUAUUCCACGCUCCGUUAUUCCUAAGAUGCAGUUUCCCUUGUUUAUUGGUGAACACCCAAAGAUCUGGAGAGAAAAGUGCCUGGAUUAUUUUCGCAUCUCCAACAUUGAAGAAAGUAUGUGGGUUACUGCAGCUGCUCUCCAUUUCGACAAGAAUGCAGCAAAGUGGCUGCAAGUGUACAAGAAGCAACAUCUUCGAGCUACUUGGGACCAAUUUGCUGAUGCAGUGGAAGCUCAGUUUGGUCAGUAUGAGUACAGGAAGGCUCUGGAUGAUCUUUUGCAACUCAGACAGACUGGUUUAGUGGAAGAGUAUGCUGAUCAGUUUGAGGCAUUGUAUUAUCAGCUCAUUAUGCAUAACAGUGGCUAUGAUCCUGUGUUUUUUAUUCAGCAAUUUAUCAAUGGGUUGCGAUCUGAUGUGGGCAUGGCUGUACAGACACAAGUGCCGACUACACUACAUCGUGCUAUUAGAUGGCCAAGAUCCAUCAAAAGGUACAGGAAAGAGGAAAGAUGAAAAUGCAGAAACCACUUCUGUCAGCAAAAUCCCCUCCCUCCCAGCCCAAGCAGUCACCACCAAGUUCCUUGUGGAAGAAAAGACAGAAGAGAGAUUAUUGCAGAGCCAAUGGCCUUUGUUACUGGUGCAGUGAGAAAUAUGAUCCCUCUCACACCGAGGUAUGCACAAAACAACCCAAAGUUCAAGUCCAUGCUGUAUCUGUGAAUAGUCUUGAUGUGGAACUGUCAGAGAACAUUUUGGCACAGUUAGAGGAUGCUCUUUCUCAAGAUUUCUUUUGUCCUUGAAUGCAAUGACUGGUACUGAUAAAGGGCAAACAAUGAGAGUCAGGGCACUUGUGAAAAACAAAAUAAUGCUGAUAUUGGUGGAUAGUGGCAGUACACACAGUUUUGUCAGACUUCUUUUCUUAAGAAAGUGGGCAUUACUCCUAUUUCUGCUGAACCCAAGGUUGUCAGCAUGGCCAAUGGGACUACCUUGAUUACUGACAA